CGCGGGGGUCGGAGAACCGGGUCUCCCCUUCUCGGGACGCCGGGAGGCGGCCGCCAGAGGAGGGGCCGGGCGGCGCAUGCGCGGGACCCGGGGGCGCGGGCCGAGAGCGCCGGGUCUGGUGCUGGGGAUCCCCGGGCCCAGGGGGCCGCCCCCUGCUCGGCCUCGCUCCGAGCGACCGGGGCCUCGGAGACGCUGGGUCGGCAGGCUGCAGGGAAGGGCCCGGCCUCCGCGAGGAACCCCUGGUGCCGAGACCAGCUCGGAAGUCAGACGUUGCCGGCACAGGCUGGGCCUCAGCUACAUUUCCAGAACCUCUCGUCAAGAUGGUAGACACAGAAACCCUGAUUUGCCCCCUCUCCCCACUCGAGGCUGACGAUCUGGAAAGCCCAUUAUCUGAAGAAUUUCUACAAGAAAUGGGAAACAUCCAAGAGAUUUCUCAGUCCAUCGGCGAGGACAGUUCUGGAAGCUUCAGUUUCGCGGAAUACCAGUAUUUAGGAAGUGGCCCGGGAUCAGACGGGUCUGUUAUUACGGACACCCUCUCACCAGCUUCAAGCCCCUCAUCGGUCACGUACCCAGUGGCGGCCGGUAGUGCUGAUGAACCUUCCAGCAUAGCCUUGAACAUUGAAUGUAGGAUAUGUGGGGACAAAGCUUCAGGCUACCAUUACGGAGUUCACGCGUGUGAAGGCUGUAAGGGUUUCUUCCGGCGAACCAUUCGGCUGAAGCUGGCCUAUGACAGAUGUGACCGCAGCUGCAAGAUUCAGAAAAAGAACCGGAAUAAGUGCCAAUACUGUCGUUUCCACAAGUGCCUUUCAGUCGGGAUGUCCCAUAACGCAAUUCGCUUUGGACGAAUGCCAAGAUCUGAAAAAGCAAAACUGAAAGCGGAAAUUCUCACCUGCGAACAUGACCCAGAAGAUGCAGAAACAGCAGAUCUGAAGUCCCUCGCCAAGAGAAUUUAUGAGGCCUACCUCAAGAACUUCAACAUGAACAAGGUCAAGGCCCGGGUCAUCCUGGCAGGGAAGGCCAGCAACAACCCGCCCUUUGUCAUACACGACAUGGAGACAUUGUGUAUGGCCGAGAAGACUCUGGUGGCCAAGUUGGUGGCCAACGGCAUCCAGAACAAGGAGGCGGAAGUCCGCAUCUUCCACUGCUGCCAGUGCACGUCUGUGGAGACCGUCACCGAGCUCACCGAGUUUGCCAAGUCCAUCCCAGGCUUUGCCAACUUGGACUUAAACGAUCAGGUCACUUUGCUGAAAUAUGGAGUUUAUGAGGCCAUAUUUGCCAUGCUGUCUUCUGUGAUGAAUAAAGAUGGGAUGCUGGUAGCAUAUGGAAAUGGUUUUAUAACACGUGAAUUCCUGAAGAGCCUAAGGAAACCGUUUUGUGAUAUCAUGGAACCUAAGUUUGAUUUUGCAAUGAAGUUCAACGCACUGGAGCUGGAUGACAGUGAUAUCUCCCUUUUUGUGGCUGCUAUAAUUUGCUGUGGAGAUCGUCCCGGCCUUCUAAACGUGGGGCACAUUGAAAAAAUGCAGGAGGGCAUUGUGCACGUGCUCAAACUUCACUUGCAGACCAACCACCCGGACAACAUCUUUCUCUUCCCAAAACUCCUUCAGAAAAUGGCAGACCUCCGGCAACUCGUCACUGAGCACGCGCAGCUCGUGCAGGUCAUCAAAAAGACCGAGUCUGACGCCGCCCUGCACCCACUGCUGCAAGAAAUCUACAGGGACAUGUACUGAUGGAUUGAAGGUAAAACACCCAGGCCACGUGCCAAGGACUUCUAAAGUCAACAGCACUACAGAUGGGAAACGGGAGCAACAUCCGAUUUGCACAAAUUCCACCAUUUUCACCUUAGAGAAUGGGACGGAUGAGCCUUAGGUAACCGGAACCCUAGACCACAUUUCUUUCUUUUUCACACCAGUACUUCUGAAAGUGUGCAAAGUAUUAAAAUGGUGGGGACAGGUAGCUAUAAGCAGUUCUUAGAAAAUUAAGGGGAAUAAUGCCCAGUGGUUUGAUUUUAACUCACCUGAUGUUAAUCAAUGCAGAUUUCUUGAUAUCACGUGAAUGACGUAGCGCUGAAUUAACUGGUGAUCUCGAAAUAUGUGGUCUGUCUUCUCCUUUUGCCACCUUUGGCUGUUGUGCUCCCUUAUCAUUUUUAAACUAAUCAGCACUUUUUAACUUUUAUAAUCCUAUAAAUCUAGAUGAAUCCAAAGGUUAAGUAUUUUUUUUUUAAAAAGCAGCAAAAUAUUUAUUGGAAAGGCCUUAAUUCUGCUUCCUGAAUUUGAAGACAGACAACAUGCUGUUUCUUAAUCAUAGGAUUUAAAAUUUCAAAGGAUCAUUUGAUAAGCUAUCCAAACACUGCAGUCAGUUGGUUUUCACUGUGUUCAUGGUUGUGACUUAGGUGGAAGGGCCUGUUUGCAGGUGUAUGUAGACGAUCCCAGAAAGCCGCAUCUCGAGACUCCCCCUGGAAUCGAUUCUCUGCCUGCUUUGAGCUGGCGUCGGGGCAGCAGGAGCAAGACAAGGAAGUGUGUCAGCUCUCCGUCCCUCUGACCUGUUCCCUAUCAAAUGGGAACCAACCGAGUCAGGUUGUUUGGGGGCCAUGAUAGCAUUUUGGGGGGCAAACUGACAACUUGCUUGUCAGUGUUCCUCUGGGCCCCGUGUGUCAAGGCAGCUCCUUGGUCUUUUCACGUGUUGCUUUCUAAAGUACGCAGCUUUAUUUUUUUUAACUCUUGGUGGCGGUAGCUGCACCCAAGCGUAGAAGGUGAGGCAAACAGGACUUUAGAGCAUGGGCCCUGGGGGAACCAUGUGGAGAAUGAGGGGGGCAAACACAGCGUCCUUCAUGGGGCAGUUUUCCGAUUACAUAUGGAAGGCAGCUUUCCUAACAUCUGAAAUACUUGUUUCAGCCUAAACCCCGGUAUGGUUAUGAAAGCAAUGUUCUUCGUGGUUCUCGUCCAGAGCAUAUGGAUCUAGAAAGACUCUCUCUUUUUGUCCACCAUAGUACAUAAAUGUUCUGUGAGGGGAUCUGCAGCUGCCCUGCCCUCCAGGCCAGCCAGGCCUGAGUCUGCCAGAGCUUGAAGUGGAAGCCGGAGAGGAGGGGUGCGGGGGACCCCCCUGGCCACCUGCCUCUGACCCCCUGCCUCCUGGCAGCUCUUAGGACCUGGUUGUGCCCUUGGCGCCCCUCCCCCUCCAUCUCUAGAAAACUUAUCUCUGUAAGGUCACUCUACUACUUGCUGUCGAGGAAUGAUUAGGAUUGAGAUUGAUCAAGAUCCCGAGGUCAGCAUCCUGGAAAUGCGAGAGGAGCGAGAAUGUAAAACUGUGAGGUUUCAACUAGAAAAGGCAAAUGUGACAACAGGCACAUCCUUCUCAAAAUUAAACCUUAGUGGUAGUUUUCAUCUUUAUUUUGCUGAGAGGCCCACUCAGAGGAUCCGUUGGAAGCAAAUAGAAGUAUUUCCACGUAUACAUGACACCCGUCAAGAGGUCACCCAAAGUCAGAGGGCAGGGCUGUGCGGGCGUUCCUCCUUAAGACAAGGCCCCCUGGGCCGUUGCCGCAUCUGUGUCGCCUCCUUUGUCCACUGGCCUUUCUUCUCACAUGCCCCACGUGGAGGCCAUUCAUAGACAUGGCCUCAGAAAGGGGCCCUCGAGAUUCAGGCUUUCACGAAAGUCACUCACUCGUGGUUCUGUUUUCAUAAAACUUACUUUUAAAAAAGCUGCUUAUUUCGUGCAUUCUGCCACCGAAGGCAUGGGUUCUGCGUUCCUAGUGUCAGCAUUUGGCUCUCUUGGGGCCCAGCUAGACACCCAGAGACACUCCCGGUGAGGCCACAAAGGAGGCUGCAGAGACUGCGGCUCGAAAGUCACUUAAAUUUGUUCACUGGUACAGAUAGGAAGAAAAUCACAGAUUCCUCUUCAUUUUAAGUAACAGUCACAGAUUGCCAUGCAGAAUGUUCAGGCCACCUAAUCAAAGAUGUCUCAGACCAGACUUGUCAGAUAUGGACAGAUUAUUCACCAAUUCAAAAUACUGUCGCAUUUCCAGUAGGGGCUCGUUAAAGCACAUUUAUUGCCUGCUGGGUUUCAUCAGACGUCAGCAUGAAGUGGGAUAGAUCUGACAGAACAGGUUUGAGAAGCCUCAGACCAGGGCACGGAGCCCCUCCUCUGCUGGGGAACUCGGCACACGAUGCAGCUCCCCAUGCCACCACCUUGACACCCUUAGACAAGUCACUGUCUGUAGCCACAAGUGCCAAAUGCCUCAGAAACCACAAAAUUACCAACACCCUUUGUCUGUAGGCCUGACAAGGACAAUUCCUGAACCCAGCAGCCAGCUCCAGCUUGGGAGCCGGCCUGGCCCUCUCUCCCUAGUCCCACAGUGUCCCUCCCCUUCGUCCUCCUGGGCACUCCCAGCUGGGUGUCCCACACACAGAAUCCUGCCCCUGCCAUGCUGAGGGCUGUGCACGCCAGUGGCCGUUUGGGGGAAGCCCAGCAUCUUCCAAAAUCAGGAUGCAAGCGAAUGUACCAGCACGAGCAGGAGGCAGGGACAGUUUGGGAAUCUUCAGAGUACCAGUGAGCUGCUGCUUUCUUCCCACAUUGCUCUCGAGUUUCCCUGUGGCCUUGUAACUCUCAGAUGAGAUGCACUCCAGGCAUCUCCCUGAACAGCAGGUGUACGUAUAUCAAAAAGAAUGUGAAGUCCAAGAGAAGAAACUUGGUGCACAGUGCAUUCAGGAAUGCCUGCAAGAGCUAUUUUAAAGAGACUCUUCAUUUUAAGAACAAGAAUAUAUCUUUCUGCAUUUUGGAUGCGUUUCUUAUACCAGGCCAGCUGAAACUCUAAGGAAACAAACAGCCUCAAGGAUCGUGUGGGGCUACCAGAGACAGGGCAGCAUCCUAAGAUCUGGGCAGAAGCUCAAGCAAGGCACAAGUAGAAUCCUUUGUUUAAUGUGUGAUGAUAAGUAAACUAUUAAUUUAGCAACUACUGUUUCCCCAAAUCUAUAGCAUAACAGCUACCUCAAUAUAGUAUAUCUAAAGGCACAGUUAAAAUUAAGGUACAUGAAACACUCGGGGUCCUUCUGCAGCACCUAUAGUCAGAUCAUUUAUGAGUAAGAUUCCGAAGUUACUCACCUUUGCUUGAUUGCACUGAGAGGUGGAAGGUCAUGUGACUCCUUAAAGGCACUUUGAUGGUUUAAAGAGUGCCUCUAAGAUACACACGUGCAGAAGCUGCUGCCCCAGUUUGGUGGCCCUGAGGUGGAGCAUGACCUGGGUCAAGAAGUGGGAACAGUCACUGGCCACAGUGACCCGCCCUGCUCCUCAGUUGUAGGUGCUGGCCGCGGCAGCCGGCUCAGGGAAAGACCCUGCCGGAUGAGGCUGGAAGCAGAUGCCUCUGGGCCGACUUAACUGGGAGUGACUGUCCAAGGUGCACCUGGGCCUCUGUGCUGCUCUGGGCACUUCCUGCCUCCUCCUCGCUUCUUCAAACCACCAAACACCUUAGAUACCUUAGAUACCUAGCCGCUGCAUACUGAUGGUUGUGGGGUUUUUUUUUUGUUUUUUUGUUUUUUUUUUGUCUCUACCCAGUGGCCACACCCGUCUCCGGAAUGUCU
Mustela erminea (ermine) is the source of this 5570-nucleotide messenger RNA. RefSeq names its product peroxisome proliferator activated receptor alpha (gene PPARA). Gene Ontology annotation, molecular function: nuclear receptor activity; RNA polymerase II cis-regulatory region sequence-specific DNA binding; zinc ion binding. NCBI's taxonomy places the organism in Eukaryota, Metazoa, Chordata, Mammalia, Carnivora, Mustelidae. The coding region runs from base 321 to 1727 and encodes 468 amino acids. Gene Ontology annotation, biological process: regulation of lipid metabolic process; negative regulation of transcription by RNA polymerase II; negative regulation of inflammatory response. Gene Ontology annotation, cellular component: nucleus. The record is from RefSeq and is a predicted model, not a curated record. The transcript has 8 exons.